Messenger RNA from Penaeus monodon (black tiger shrimp), 1651 nucleotides. Its product is annotated as collagen alpha-1(I) chain-like. The record is from RefSeq and is a predicted model, not a curated record. NCBI's taxonomy places the organism in Eukaryota, Metazoa, Arthropoda, Malacostraca, Decapoda, Penaeidae.
AUGCGUAAGAGUAUUUCUAGAUCACUCAAGAUAAGUGUCUUGUUUGAUUCUCGAGAGAAUCAAACAUUGGGAGACGCUAGGUUAUUUUUGGCACAAGGCGCGAGUGUAUCUAGUGUUAUGACUACAAAGCAUAUUAGCAUCAGCAUGGUGGCUGGUUUUGCAAAGAGCAACGCAUAUAUUCACUUACUACUUUGUGCGUCAGUGUCAUUGCUGCCGGUAGCACUAGAGGGAACAGGCCCCAGACCUUACCUGAGACCCCAGCAGAUCAUCAGCUUGACCUCUCGGGACUCUUUUUAUCGAAGGCAUUGUAUCAGCUUCAUUGAUACUAUACUCUCGCUAGACUAUCGCAUACCUCCAAACAUGCUUGAGGAGUGGGCGGAGGAGAUGGGAGGCAACGGCAAGUGCGGCUGCAACCUGACGGCGUUGGUGAACCUCGUGAGCCUCCGCAUUCCUAGGGGACCUCCAGGGCCUCCCGGGAGGGAUGGACGACCGAGCCCUCCAGGACUCUCUGGCAACCCAGGACCCCAGGGCGAGCGAGGCCAGCCAGGACGGCGAGGGGAGAAGGGCGAGCGAGGGGAAGUAGGAUCUCCGGGCCCCGAGGGAAUCCAGGGUUCCAAGGGGGAGCCGGGGAAGGAUGGCUUGAUCGGACCCCCCGGCGCCCCAGGACCCGCCGGCCCCCCAGGUCCCCCCGGGUGGCUCAGGGGACACGGGGACUCGAGGACGGUGGAGGGCCUAGAGACCGACGUUCUCUUCGGGGGCAACGCAGGCGAGCCGGGGCCCCCAGGAGCUAAGGGGCCAGUAGGCGACGUGGGCCCUCGAGGACCCCGCGGACACCAGGGCCUCAAGGGCGAGAGAGGCAUAAAGGGAAGCAAAGGCCAGAAGGGAGAGGAGGGACCCCAAGGACCCGUAGGACGUCUAGGAGACAAGGGAACACGAGGACCCCCUGGCGUUGAUGGACUGCCAGGGACCCCAGGGCACAAGGGCCAGAAAGGAGAUCAAGGCCCCCCCGGCAUAGGACGCAAAGGACCCCAAGGAACGCCAGGAGAGAAAGGAAGUCCAUUUUACUCGACGGAAUACGUGAGGAACAUCGUGCUGACGUCACUACAGCAAUACGUGGACAUCAACCCCGCCAACAGAGAAAAUUUGAGAGAGAUCGCCGAGCGCAUCGAAGUUAUCCUCCCGAAGGGCAAGGACGGCAUGCCAGGGGCGCCAGGACCGAGAGGACCUAAGGGCGAGGAAGGGCGCAUCGGACCCGUGGGACCCCCAGGGCACCCCGGCCACCCAGGACCUAUUGGCGAGUCAGGCGAGGACGGCCCCGCAGGCCCCCGAGGCAACCCCGGGCCGAAAGGAGAGCCCGGAUCGCCAGGACCCGUUAUUCUGAGCAACGGAACUGUUAUCGAAGUCAAGGGCCAAAAGGGAGACCGAGGAAUGGACGGACAGGCGGGCAAGCGAGGCUCCCCAGGACUCCCCGGACCCCCUGGCCUCCCCGGACCCCCUGGCCACCAGAUCGCGGCAGGACCUUUCGACGCAGCACGGGACACGACCUACAACUAUGACGUCACAGGCAUCAAGGGCGAGAAGGGGGAGCGAGGACCCCCCGGCCCCCCCGGCCCCGGCGUUGGGGCCAUGGGCAGGGGAGCCACGUACAGCU